AUGCUGGUUCCAUUAGCACUUGUGAGUUUCUGUAUGAUGUGUCGUGCUACGACCAUCACAACAACGAUUUCUCCAUCGGAUGCGGCCGAAGUGGCUUAUAGCAUGGAUUCGGGUGUGAUUGAAGCCUUUCUGGAAGAUUUCGGCUCCAGAUACCAGGACUAUACUGCGUACAUGGACUCUGCCAACAUGGCAUUUCCAGGUACCCUGGUGGAGUUCUAUAUGGAGGCCCAACAGCAGACCACCGACACUGCCAAGUUGAGCUCUUUGCUUGCAAACGAUUUCCCAAUGUCUGACUUCAAGACAUACAUCUCGGCAUUCCCAUGGUACACCUCUUUGCUUGACCGGGCCGGCGAGUCGACUCUAUAUGGUACCGAGGACCUGGCUUCCAAGACUGUUGCGUUGGCACAACAGAGCGGUGGUCUUGAUCUGAAGGUGUUGCAGGCAUCUUCAACCUCAAAUGCGGGCUCUGGCUCCAGCAGUCAGGCCGACACAACCGUGUCCACGGCUUCGUCUGCAGGUGCAGCCACUCUUAUGAUUCCAGGCAUUGGACUUCUUCUGCUUGGUGUUUUCAUAUGA
This is a messenger RNA of Ogataea philodendri, 576 nucleotides long. RefSeq lists its product as uncharacterized. Bases 1 to 576 code for a protein of 191 amino acids. NCBI's taxonomy places the organism in Eukaryota, Fungi, Ascomycota, Pichiomycetes, Pichiales, Pichiaceae. The transcript has a single exon. The record is from RefSeq and is a predicted model, not a curated record.